This is a messenger RNA of Microdochium trichocladiopsis, 890 nucleotides long. Its product is annotated as ATPase, V1 complex, subunit F. Gene Ontology annotation, molecular function: proton-transporting ATPase activity, rotational mechanism. The transcript is spliced from 4 exons. Gene Ontology annotation, biological process: proton transmembrane transport. The record is from RefSeq and is a predicted model, not a curated record. The coding region runs from base 286 to 660 and encodes 124 amino acids. Gene Ontology annotation, cellular component: fungal-type vacuole membrane; proton-transporting V-type ATPase, V1 domain. NCBI's taxonomy places the organism in Eukaryota, Fungi, Ascomycota, Sordariomycetes, Xylariales, Microdochiaceae.
CCUGGGCAUGGCAACUGCGCUCCCAGUACAGCCUGCACCUGCCAGGGAGCUCUGACGACCAAAGACAACAUCAUCGACCUAUCCUCCACAUCCCGUACCUGCGAAGCGCGAGCGACCUGCGCCAGCCGUCCAUCAUUCCAGCGACACAUAUACAAUUGCGCGAUCCGAAGACAUAGACCUCGACCCACGCCAAGUAGGACCCAGAGCGCGCCCCCUCCUGCCGAGCUCCGGGGACUAGUCUGAAGCCAGCAUACACUUCUCCAGGUCCAUUGUAUAAACACAGACAUGGCCGCAUCGCAAGCAGAAUACAAGGACCGGCAGUUCCUGGCCGUCAUCGGCGACGAGGACUCGGUAACAGGCCUCCUCCUCGCCGGCAUUGGUCACGUGACGAACCCCCCGGACUCGCAAAAGAACUUCCUCGUCGUGGACGCCAAGACCGAGACCUCGGCCAUCGAGGCGGCCUUUGAGUCCUUCACCACGGAGCGCAAGGACAUUGGCAUCGUCCUGAUCAACCAGCACGUGGCCGACAAGAUCAGACAUCGCAUCGACACAUAUACCUCGGCCUUCCCCACAGUGCUCGAGAUCCCCAGCAAGGAGCACCCAUACGACCCAGAGAAGGACAGCGUGCUGCGGCGUGUGCGCCGCCUUUUUGGCGAGUAAGAGGGUCGCUGUUGAAUAUGCCGGUCUUUUAUUUGGCUCGGGCUUGAAGCAUUGAAGAACAGCCGGAGCGGGGGUUUGGCAGGUGGUCAGAUGCGACAUGAUAUGUUAUGGGCAGGCUACACAUCCGAUUGUCAACGGGGGCGGAAGAAGCAGCUACGUAGCGUCUAUAUAGCAUUUUGCGGUCUGGAGGAACAGGACACGCGAUAGAAUGAUACAAUUUAUCAGUACAC